GCGAGGUUAACUGUGAGGCGAUUAAGGAGCCCAGCGCAGCACAACGCACAGAGCCUCUCGCGGAGAGCUUCAGCGGAAAUGGUUGUCGCGGAGGCCGCCGCCGCGGGCAACGAGAUGAGCCUGUCCAACAUGGUGCUGGGCUUCUACGAGGAGGCCGAGAGGGAGAGGUGGACGGAGGAGGCCGCCGCCGCCGCCGGCGAUGGCAGCGACGAUGAAGGGUCCAGCGGCGGCGGCGCUGAGAGCAGGGCGUUCUGGCAGGAGCAGCGCUCGCUGUUGCAUGAGGCUCUGGCCAAGAGAAGCUCCGCGGAGAGCCGGAUCCAAGCGGACACGGAGGAGGCCGUCAGGCAGAUGCGCGCCACGCCCGGCGGCGUCUGCUCCUGCGCGAGCCGCGCCGCCGCGGCCGCGGGAGCAGGAGGCUGCCGGGCCUGCGCGCUGCGGUUCGUGGCCGAGCGGCUGCGCGACGCCGGGUACAACAGCGCCAUCUGCAGGUCCAAGUGGCCGCGCACCCCGGAGAUCCCAUCAGGGGAGCACAGCUACGUGGACGUGGUGGUGCCGACGAGGAGCGGUAAGGCGGUGCGGGUGGUGAUCGAGCCGGGCUUCCGCGGCGAGUUCGAGAUGGCGCGGGGCGGCGCCGAGUACAGGGCGCUGGUGGCGGCGCUGCCGGAGGUGUUCGUGGGCCGGUCGGAGAAGCUGCGUGCCGUGGUCCGGGUCAUGUGCGACGCGGCCAGGCGGUGCGCGCGCGAGAGCGGCAUGCACAUGGCCCCCUGGAGGAAGCACCGGUACAUGGAGGCCAAGUGGCUCGGCACGCCGGAGCGGGUCGCGCCGGGGGGCGGCGGAGGAGUGCCGGUGGCCGUCGGCUCGCCCGAGAAGCCGCCCAGGUUCAGGGCGUCCAUGCUCACGCUCGACCUCGGUGGCCGGACCGUGGUGGAGGUCGUGUGAUAUGAACUGAUGAUCACUGUCCCUGAAGCUGACGACGACGAUGGAUCCAUGAUGGGAAAACGAGACUGCUGUAUCUACUGUGUGCGUGUGUUAGUUUUGCCGUUAUCUGAAACAAAUGAUGGCGUGAUGCAGACGUACUGUAGAAUCAUGCUAGGAGUAGUAUACAGGAGGAGUAGCGACGUAGCGUCGCGGUUAUGGGACAACCAACUGAAAACUCCAUGUUGUACGGUCUCAGGCUCUCGCAUGUGCCAGGCUGAUCAUUGUUCCGGAACGAUUGAGCGAGCUACAGUUUUUCCAUGAUACAAUGUGGAUUUAGGUUUCUCAGUUCA
Setaria italica (foxtail millet) is the source of this 1268-nucleotide messenger RNA. RefSeq lists its product as uncharacterized. NCBI's taxonomy places the organism in Eukaryota, Viridiplantae, Streptophyta, Magnoliopsida, Poales, Poaceae. The record is from RefSeq and is a predicted model, not a curated record. The transcript is spliced from 3 exons. The coding region runs from base 79 to 939 and encodes 286 amino acids.